AAAGAUAGGAUAUUAGGCCGCCCAGCCGCCGCCGGCGACGGCGGUAGUGAUGUCUGUUUCGGAGAACCCAUCUACAUUAAGACCCAAACAGCUCAAUUCAGCUCUCUUACAUUCCUCUCUAUCGAAUAUCAGUUCCCAUGGCUGGUCUAGAGAAGCAAAUGAUGAUUGUGUGCAUUUUAUGGUGGUCGACUUUGAUAAUGGGAGUUUGUUUGGUACGGGGAAGCCGUGAUCUUAACUGCGGCUUCGAAUCGCUCCCAUUCAAUCAAAGCUAUUUCAACGUCCAGAGGCCUUACGAUGUUCCUGAAAACCAGAGGUACAGCUUCAUCAAUGGCGUCCGCAGGUGUUGGGUUUACUCCACCGACAAGCCUCACAAUCCCACCUCCAACACUUUGCCACGUACCGAGAUUGCCAUCCAUGGCUAUAACUACACAUCCGGAGUGUGGCAAUUCGAAGGCUACGGUUACGUGCCAAAGGGAACAUCUGGAGUGUGCAUUAUGCAGGUGUUAGGGGCAUCCCCACCGCCGCAUGCCUCGACGGCGAUGGUGAGAGUCUACGACGGCAACCUCACUCACUAUAGGAAGAAUGUGCUGGCGGAGAAUAUUUAUGAUAAAUGGUUUCGAUUGAAUGUGAUCCAUGACGUCGAAAGUUGAAAUUUACAUCGACGGUGAGCUCAAGCUGCAGGUCGACGGUCGUGGUGGUGUUUCUCAUGCAUUCAAAUGUGGUGUCUAUGCACAGCUCAACGACUCCUAUUACAUGGAGUCCCGUUGGAAGGACAUUAAAGUUUUGAGAAAACUUUGAAGAAAGAAAGAGUGAUGCAUCGUAUUAGCUAGGACUGUUAAUCACCAUGGAGAGUGUCGAGGGUACAAUUUUUCUACCUGCAAUGUUGAUGAAAAGUUGGUGUUAAUGUGUUUCAAUCUUAUCAAAUUUUCUUAAUCUCGUUUGGAAGUUGUGAUUGUGAGAGUUGUGUUUGUUGAAUACAUGUAUUGUGCACAAUACAAUGUUUGGAAGUGUCAAAGUGUAAAACAAUGCAAGGUAGGUCUCACCAACAAUCACAAAAAAUGAUGCAUUAUACAAUCUCAACUUUUAGUUGAGAUUGUUGUGAUUGUUGGUUUUAGAUUUGUGUCAACUUUUUCUUUCCAUUUAUAUUCCUAAUAGUUUUUGUCUUAUUCUAAAAGUUGAGGGUAAAUGUAACAUUUCCCGAUAAAAGUAACUUAAUGUAAAUCAGUACAUAAAGUAGAAUAUCAACAACCAAACAAUAUAUUGGUAAAAUGCAUUCAUUGUAUCAAUACAUGCAUUUUUAUUGUGGUGAUUCAUUACAAUGCAACAAUUUAACAUUCGCACCUUCCAAACCAACCCUAAAAUAUUUUUUUCUUAUCCUAAUUGCACACAUACACGGCCCAUCUAAUCAUCUGACCCGGGGCCCAACUCAAUGACUGUCCCAGUAGUUAACUUCAAGCCCACCAGUCGUUAGGCCCGACGUACAAGCGGUAAUUUGGUCCGUUGUUUGAACCAACUCACUAACCUUCCACAUACAGCGCCCAUUAACCCUUUGAAAGUCCCAUUCAAAAUUCACGUUAACACUUUGUUGGUAGACAGAGAUGGAAAUGAGAUGGGAUGGGGCGGAAUGGGUAUCUCAAUAGUCAAUACCCAUGUUUCGUUAUACGCUAUUACGGGUCGGGGUGGGUAAUAUCCAUGUGGGUAUAGGGUGGAGCGGGUCGACCCACUCUUACAUGUUAUUUGAAAAUAAUACACUCAAAAUUUUAUUUUUUAAGAUAAAAUGAAGGGGAAAACACUUUAUAAUUGAAAAAUAGUGACAAUAUACUGGAUAAUUGAGUCUAACAAGUUGAAAGAUCGACUCUAACUAGUUGAAAAAAAUGAAAAUAGAAGAAAUAUUAAUAGAUACUAUAAGAAAUUGUGAUAGAAUGG
Messenger RNA from Linum trigynum, 1926 nucleotides. The record is from the annotation of a GenBank genome assembly. Lineage: Eukaryota; Viridiplantae; Streptophyta; Magnoliopsida; Malpighiales; Linaceae.